Molecule: messenger RNA, 968 nt
Organism: Talpa occidentalis (Iberian mole)
Lineage: Eukaryota; Metazoa; Chordata; Mammalia; Eulipotyphla; Talpidae
Product: free fatty acid receptor 2-like
Exons: 1
Coding region: 1-966 (321 amino acids)
Biological process (GO): cellular response to fatty acid; G protein-coupled receptor signaling pathway
Cellular component (GO): plasma membrane
Molecular function (GO): G protein-coupled receptor activity
Source: RefSeq, a predicted model, not a curated record
AUGGCCAUCCAGAUCCGAAACUUGUGUCUUCUCUUUCUCUAUAUCAUCUCUUUCCUCAUCGGUCUCCCUGCCAACCUCGUGGCCCUGCGGGCCUUCGUGGGCCGGGUGCGCCAGCCCCAGCCUGCCCCCAUCCACAUCCUGCUGCUCAGCCUGACGCUGGCCGACCUCCUGCUGCUGCUGCUGCUGCCCUUCAAGAUGAUCGAGGCUGCAUAUGACUUACACUGGCCCCUGUCCCACACAGCCUGCACCCUCACUGCCUACGGCUUCUACAGCGGCAUCUACUGCAGUACGUGGCUCCUGGCGGGCAUCAGCAUCGAGCGCUACCGCAGCGUGGCCUUCCCCAUGCAGUACAAGCUGUACCGCCGGCCAGUGUAUGGGGUGAUCGCGGCCCUGGUCGCCUGGGUCAUGUCCUUCGGCCACUGCAGCAUCGUGAUCAUCGUCCUUUCCAUGCAAAACGAAAACACGACAGUCUGUUAUGAUAACUUCACCGCCGAGCAGGAAGCUGUCUUGCUCCCCGUGCGGCUGGAGCUGUGCCUCGUCCUCUUCUUCAUCCCCAUGUCCGUCACCAUCUUCUGCUACUGGCGCUUCGUGCGGAUCAUGCUCUCCCGGCCCCACGUGGGGGCCCAGAAGCGUUGGAGAGCCGUGGCUCUGGCCGCCGUGACCCUCUUCAACUUCCUGGUCUGUUUUGGGCCUUACAAUGUGUCUCACGUGCUGGGGUACAUCCACAGUGACAGUCCAGGCUGGCGGGCGUGCGCGGUGUUCCUGGGCGCUCUCAAUGCAUGCAUCGACCCCCUGAUUUUUUAUUUCUCCUCCUCGGCGGUGCGCAAAGCCGUUAAUAGGAGGUGCCAACUGCUGCAGAGCUGGGGUGCCUCGCUGGCGGGGUGCUGGCGGAGAAGAAUCGGGGAGCCUGCAAAAAAAGAAAAUGUAAGCUUAGGGACUGCCAGUGGCAGCGUCUCAAAAGACUAGAU